Messenger RNA from Penicillium canariense, 303 nucleotides. RefSeq lists its product as uncharacterized. Gene Ontology annotation, biological process: nucleosome assembly. The transcript is spliced from 2 exons. Gene Ontology annotation, molecular function: structural constituent of chromatin; DNA binding. Gene Ontology annotation, cellular component: nucleosome. The coding region runs from base 1 to 303 and encodes 100 amino acids. The record is from RefSeq and is a predicted model, not a curated record. NCBI's taxonomy places the organism in Eukaryota, Fungi, Ascomycota, Eurotiomycetes, Eurotiales, Aspergillaceae.
AUGCUUCUUCACAUAUCUGCGACUGUGCCUUCUCCUGAGCCUUUUGCCUGCGCCGGUAAGAAGAAGAAGAAGAAGAAGAAGAAGAAGAAGAAGAAGAAGAAGAAGAAGAAGAAGAAGAAGAAGAAGAAGAAGAAGAAGAAGAAGAAGAAGAAGAAGAAGAAGAAGAAGAAGAAGAAGAAGAAGAAGAAGAAGAAGAAGAAGAAAAAGAAAAAGAAAAAGAAAAAGAAAAAGAAAAAGAAAAUGAAAAUGAAAAUGAAAAUGAAAAUGAAAAUGAAAAUGAAUAAGGACUUAGUAAGCCCUUAA